Messenger RNA from Anopheles funestus (African malaria mosquito), 2078 nucleotides. RefSeq lists its product as uncharacterized. Lineage: Eukaryota; Metazoa; Arthropoda; Insecta; Diptera; Culicidae. Bases 184 to 1359 code for a protein of 391 amino acids. The record is from RefSeq and is a predicted model, not a curated record. The transcript has 4 exons. Gene Ontology annotation, cellular component: proton-transporting V-type ATPase complex.
AAAAUAUCGAUCCACUCCUGUCAUUGCUGUUCAGAAUUUUCUGUCCCAUCAGUUUUGCAAAGUUCUGCUGGUGGUGUACGAACAAAUUCGGUCGCGUUAGAAUUGCGUGAUUCCAUUCGGCUAUCAAUUAGCCCUCGGGGACGUUUCAAUUGGCACAGUUAACGGGAAGCGAACGACGACGGAAUGUUCCUGCGUGUGCAGCUGUUAGCGCUGGCCCUGGCAGUGACGCUGGUGCAAAGUUCGAGUGCAUACUACAGUGGACCGUUCCUAUUUUGGGGCCUGGAUGAUCUGAAGGACCUGCAAACGCCAGCGCUGACCGAGCUGGACGAUAAGAUGCUGCGGGAUCUCUACUCGAAUGCGGCCGCUGUUGUGGUUUUCCUCAGAAACGGAACUACCAAACUGUCGGCAGAUAAUUUCCCCACAUUUAAGCGCAUUGUGGAAAAGUACGAAUUUAUGUACAGCCCGCAGCAAAUGUUGAGCUCCAAUCCGCUCGAUUAUAAUGUGAAUGCUGAGGUUAUCAACCUUGUUGGAUCCCCGUCCCAGCAGGAUGUGGAGCUGUCGGCACUGUUCCGUGACUCGACGGAAAACUAUGGCGAACGGAAGGUACUGGGAAUUCUGGCCAACCAAUGGGAAGAGCCGCACGUGCUGCACAAGCGCGAAGCUAAGGGUGGCGAAGAUCUCUACUCGACCAGCAGUACGACACCCGGCAGUCCUACGGAUGAGCCGGAAAUAGCCGACUCCAUCUACAACGUACCGGGAAAAGCGAUCCUGUACAUGACGGGUCCGCCAGUGUUGAAGAUGCUGAACGAUUCGGACGAGGGCGAAACAACGCACGUGCUGGACAAGCACACGCUCGCCACGUACGAUGCACGAGAGCGCGAAAGUAAAAUGAUUGUCACGUUUAAGGUGGACGAUUCGACAAAGCUUACGCUGAAGUUCCGAUUCGAUAUGGAUGCUGGAUAUUGGUCGAUGUCCAAGGUGGAUGUGUUUGUGAUGGACACCAAGAGCAAGGACGGUGCCAAGACACUCGACACGACCCUCGAACUGGAGGGUAAAGCACCAUACGCGCCACUGGGCGCAUCGUACUCUUGCGCCCGUCAGCUUGUAUUCCGCAAUGGCACCACCGUGCUGACGUUGGAGAACAUACAGGUACAGCCAGCUCUGGAUGGGAAGACUAAGUUUGACAGUGCCUGGGACUGUGUCGGGUUCACCACGGCCCCGAUCCUGUCCGGCAUCUUCGUGACGUCCUUCAUGCUGAUUGGGCUCACCAUUGCGAUCAUUGCAAUACUGGACAUCAAAACACCGAACCGGUUCGAAUCGCGCACCGGCAAGCAGUUGACAUUCACGGUCCAGGAGUAAGUCACCGGGACGAUCUCGAGUACGGGGAUGAAAGUGUUUGCGUCAACUUUCUUCUCCCGCACCGUUAGCCGUGUGUAAGUGUUAACCUUUAACAUAAGGCAGCUGAUGAAGUGAAGGAUGAGCCCUCGCACUGUUGUGAACCGGGACAGUCGGUCUGUAGCUGAGAGCAAGUUUGACCACACAGUAAUGGUUGUGUCGGUUUACGAGUUGAAAUGAGAAAUAGAAACGAACAAACAGGUAUUGCACAGUACAGUUACAAUCGGGGGCAAACAUCAUCAUUGUCACGAACUGGCAGUCGUAGCUAGAUUAAGUUUCCGGUUCUUCUCACCCAUCUGCGAUGUAUAGUGUAAAUGGCUCUAUCUUACCUACAUUUUCGUUUAAUCUUCUGCUAGUUUCGAGCAAAGUUCAUGUUCCACGUACGAUCGUUUGAUUGUGUUGUAAAGUUAUGAUUACUACUUAUUGAUAUUAGGAGAGAACCCGCGCCAUCUUGAAAACAGGGUUAACCGUUUCGGACUUACAAAGUUUAGACUCAACCGCGAUAUUAAGAGCGCGAUCGAUCGUACCGAAUGAGAGAUUACAUCUUACACACCCGGCAAAAUGCUUGGGCGUUGCUUCACAAAAACUGGAUACGCAACACGGAAGAUGGGAAAAUGUUAAUGUAAAGUCCAGGUAGCUUAAGCGAGCAAUAAAUAUCUUCUCUCACCGUGCAACACUCCAAA